Molecule: messenger RNA, 253 nt
Organism: Funneliformis mosseae
Lineage: Eukaryota; Fungi; Glomeromycota; Glomeromycetes; Glomerales; Glomeraceae
Source: the annotation of a GenBank genome assembly
UAAAGAUUUUUCAGAUCCUAUAAGUGCUCUUCAAGCGUCUCCUCACAUAUCUCAACCUCUGGAAGUAGAUGCAGUAUUCUGGAAAAUUGAGAGUGCCUCCUGGUUAGAAUUUAAAGUGAUAUCAGAUAUAUCAGAUACGUCUUCUGGCAUUUGUUUAGAUUUAUCAUCUUCCAGUAAAGAGAGCAUUGAAUCUCUGAUUCUUCAGAUUUUGUCUGGAUAUAUUCUAUUUCAGGUUGCGGAAUAUCUUUUGUAG